AGCAUUUAUGAUACCGCCGCCACAGAUCAAGUUACUUCCCCUGUCGAACAUAAUUCUUCAAGAAAAUACGGAUGCGACUCAUCACCUGCUGUGACUUGUAUAACAAAAACAGUGUACGACGGGUUUUCGAGCGGAAAGACGUUUGUUCCCACGGCUGAUAUUUACGAGAUGGGCAGGUCCGUCCCACCGGGUGACGAUCUGGAAGCGAAAGAGGUCGAGCUCGAGGUCCCGCGGGAGAGCCUUCUAGACAAGGGUUCCACAUUACACGACGAAUCUGGGAGGCACGGGGAGUCUUAUUCGCCACAGGGACGAGACGAAGAUCUAGCCGAGGAUGAAGACAAUGGUUGGGAUAUAACCCCGGCUAAGCCUUCGGGCUUGGGUGGGUUUGGAUCCGCUUCUUCCUUCAUUCCCACGGCUGACAUUUACGAACUCGGUAUCGUUGCACGGCCCCCCGAAGAAGAUCAUGUUGACCCUGCCUAUAUGGGAUUACCGGCAUUGAGACUGCCCAAGAGCAACGCAGAAGAGGCCCACACAACAGACAAGGUUAUGGGGUAUUCUCAAAUGAUAGGGGAACGGAUGGUACAAGAAGAGAUGGAGAAAGCAGGGAUCAACGGAUGUCCCGAAGACGGUACAACAAAUUCAGCUCAGCAGACGAGAUCGGAGAAGACGGUGCAGACGCAUAACGACACCCGAGAUCUAUUGGGUCCAGCACGACAGAAACUGGUAGCAUUCAAGUUUGGCGCAAAAUCACAUGUUGCUAUACCACAGCAACCAGGGAAGGUAGAAGUCAGCUCUGUGUCUCGAGAUCGAUCGGUACGAGUGAACGAAGAGAAAGCUAGCAUGAGGCUUGAGGACGAACGGGGCAUCCAACCGGACUCUCGAGAUUCAGACUCCAGUGAAAGUCGCAAAAGACGACAGUAUGAUGAUCAUGAGCAUGGCGAAGUGGCUGAGUGUACGGAUAGUAGAGGGAAGAGAGCAAGGAGAGCUGAGGUGAUGACCUCAGCGGAAGUCAUAUCAGGUCAUGACAUCGCUCGGACAUGCAUGCCGCCUCCCAGCAAAACCAAGGCCGACCAACACAGACCAACCUUUCUCUCGCCUCCGCCCUCCGAAACCUUCACAGCACCGUCAGCACCGCGGGUCAUCAAACCCUUCACACGUACUUCUUACCCAGAUCCUCUGGCUCCUCCAUCCACGAUCCUCAACCUCGGCAGCGAAAGCUUGCUGCGGACAUGUUUCCGCGUCGGAGAGGUGUUACGCUGCAGCAGGAGUAAGGAUGAGGAGCGAGUGAUGAUCAUCGAGUUCUUUGGUAAGUCUCACAUUUAUGGUUCGCAGCAGGAAGGCUAAUUGUAUGGGAUUAGGCGUAUUACACUCCUCUACCUCUUCCGAACGUACCAUCUACCACCCAAGGCCUGAGUACGUCCUUCAACUCAGUGACAUCUUCCAUCCAUCUCGUGGGCCGUACCUCUCCGGUCGCUGCUGGCAUGAUGUCUCGAAUGAUGUGCGCGUGGGAGACAUGACCCGCGUCGUGGGUGUUGCAAGGGUGACCAAAGACGGCAAGAUGGAGUUGAAGGUGGAGAAAGUCAGGAAGGCG
Molecule: messenger RNA, 1591 nt
Organism: Saitoella complicata NRRL Y-17804
Lineage: Eukaryota; Fungi; Ascomycota; Saitoellomycetes; Saitoellales; Saitoellaceae
Exons: 1
Coding region: 169-1344 (391 amino acids)
Source: RefSeq, a predicted model, not a curated record